Molecule: messenger RNA, 1282 nt
Organism: Sorex araneus (European shrew)
Lineage: Eukaryota; Metazoa; Chordata; Mammalia; Eulipotyphla; Soricidae
Gene: OGG1
Product: 8-oxoguanine DNA glycosylase
Exons: 9
Coding region: 69-1148 (359 amino acids)
Biological process (GO): nucleotide-excision repair; base-excision repair; base-excision repair, AP site formation
Cellular component (GO): nucleus
Molecular function (GO): 8-oxo-7,8-dihydroguanine DNA N-glycosylase activity; damaged DNA binding
Source: RefSeq, a predicted model, not a curated record
CGGGGCCUCCGGGCGGGGCGGGGCCGAGGACACGAUGGGGCGGAGCCUGGGGAGACCUGCGGGGCGGCAUGGGCCACCGCACUCUGGCCUCCGCCCCCGCCCUGUGGUCCUCCAUCCCCUGUCCUCGCUCUGAGCUGCGCCUGGACCUGGUUCUGCCCUCAGGACAGUCCUUCCGAUGGAGCGAACGGAGCCCCGAGCACUGGAGCGGGGUGCUGGCCGGCCAGGUGUGGACGCUGACGCAGACCGAGGAGCAGCUGUUCUGCACCGUGUACCGCCCAGACUCGGGCCGGGCGGGCAGGCCCACGCCGGAGGAGCUGAAGGCCGUGCACCGGUACUUCCAGCUUGACGUCAGCCUGGCCCAGCUCUAUCGCCAUUGGGGCUCCGUGGACCCCCACUUCCAGAAGGUGGCGCAGAAAUUCCCAGGUGUGCGCCUCCUGCGGCAGGACCCCGCGGAGUGUCUUUUCUCCUUCAUCUGCUCCUCCAACAACAACAUCGCCCGCAUCACCGGCAUGGUGGAGCGGCUCUGCCAGGCCUUCGGGCCGCAGCUCGUGCAGCUGGACGACGUCACCUACCACGGCUUCCCCAGCCUCCAGGCCCUGGCCGUGAUGCUCAGAGAUGCUGGUUCUGCACUCAGGAAUUCCUCCUGGCAGCAAUUGAGGGACUGUGUGGGAUGCCGGGGAAUCAAGCCCAGGAAUCACUCCUGGUGGUGCUCCGAGGAUCCUCUGGGAUGUCAGGGGCUAGAACCCGGGUCAGCUGCGUGCGAGGCAAAUGCCCUACCUGCUGUCCUGUUCACUCCACCCCCCAACCUCAUGGCCGGCCGUGGAGGCUCAGCUCCGGCAGCUGGGCCUGGGGUACCGCGCCCGCUACGUGAGCGCCAGCGCCCGGGCCAUCCUGGAGGACCAGGGCGGGCUGCCCUGGCUACAGCAGCUGUGCGAGGCGCCCUACGAGGAGGCCCACCGGGCCCUGUGCACCCUGCCCGGGGUGGGCACCAAGGUGGCCGACUGCAUCUGCUUGAUGGCCCUGGACAAGCCCCAGGCCGUGCCCGUGGACGUCCACGUGUGGCAGAUCGCCCAGCGGGACUACGGGUGGCGCCCCAGCACCAGCCAGGCCCAGGGGCCCAGCCCACACGCCAGCAGGGAGCUGGGUGACUUUUUCCGGAGCCUGUGGGGACCUUACGCCGGCUGGGCCCAAGCGGUGCUGUUCAGCGCCGCCCUGCGCCAGCCCCGGCCCGCGCGGAAGCCCCCGGCCAAGCGGAGGAGGAGAGCCGGGCCCGAGGGCUGAG